Molecule: messenger RNA, 1284 nt
Organism: Penicillium alfredii
Lineage: Eukaryota; Fungi; Ascomycota; Eurotiomycetes; Eurotiales; Aspergillaceae
Product: aminoglycoside phosphotransferase family protein
Exons: 3
Coding region: 1-1284 (427 amino acids)
Source: RefSeq, a predicted model, not a curated record
AUGACGAGAUUAGAUACCAUGCUCGGCUGUAUCCCCGCCACCUCUGUACACUACACUUUCCACUUCCACAGCCCAACUGGAAGCAUUCACACGUCCGAGGAUGACAACGAUGGAGCAACAAUCAACUCCCAGCCAAGAACAUCCUCCUGGCCAAGAGCAAACCCCGAUCAAGAACGGAUCAUUCACUCUUUGUUCGACCGCAAGGUCGUCCGACUGAACGACAGUCUGGUCGUGAAACCAGGUCCGAAUCUCCGCAUCCAUGAAGUACACAAUCUUGGCUUCAUUGCAAAAAACACCACAAGCCCAGUGCCCAAGGUUCAUGGUAUCUAUUGGGGAAACGGCAAGAUGACAGCGUUCGUGAUGGAUUACAUGCCUAGCAAACAACUUGACGAAGCAUGGGACUCAAUGAGCUCGGGUGAUUAUACUGGGGCUGUGGAUCGUGGGAAAGCUAUGAUCGGACGAACUUGCUCUAUUGAAUGCGGUCCCUUCGACUCGGAGCGGGCAUUCAAUGAGUUCCUCUUAGAGGACCUCGUUGGCAAAGCACCGGAUCUAUUGCGGCACUACGCUAAACACGCGCUUAUGGAGGGCCAUGAUAUUGUUUUCACCCAUGGGUAUUUCGCCCCCCGAAAUAUUCUCGUCGAUGAAAGCGGCCGCGUGACAGCCAUCCUUGACUGGGAAUAUGCUGGUUGGUACCCCGAGCACUGGGAAUAUAUCAAGGCUAUGCAGCGUCUCGUCCCAAUGCCAGGCUGGCCCGACUACCUGUCUCGCAUUCUACCCCCGCGAUAUGAGCAAGACAUUAUUCUUCUUACCAUGCCAUCCACGCUCCGUCAGACUGCUCUCACAUUUAUCGACGGGUUUAAAAGCCUCUCGGCAGAUUCCUUCCUUGCCGUUCUGGCCCCCACAUCAAUCCAUAAAUUCGCACCGUCAUCGAUCUCCGUUCCGCCCGAUCUGGACCCGAACACGUUUGCACAUCACGUCCAAAACCUGAGAAACGUCCUCUCAGGUUUUCCCGUCUUUCCUAAAGAGAUCUUCGAAAACGAAGAAAAGCGCCAGGUGACGGUCUGGGCAACUAGUUUAGCAAUCUUUCGCGAUGAGGUGAAAGACAAAGCUCUCUCGGAUGAGGAGUGGGCCUAUCGAGGGGAGUACAUCUUUAUUUUUACCAUGGAUGAGAGUCGGGAGAAGAUCGUCAAUAUCCUGGAGUUUGUCGAUAGCAAGGGCACCGAGAGACUCCGGGAGCUGAUGGCUCGAGCGAGGAGGAAGCUGGAGAACUUGGAGAAACAAUGA